AUGACACUUCAUCUCAAUCAUAUUCUUUCAGGAUUUCUAACAACAGAAGACGGAGUCAUCCCAGGAAACUUAGGAUUAAAGGAUCAACAUUUUGCUUUUCAGUGGGUUAAAAAUAAUAUCGAUCUAUUUGGUGGGGACCCCGAAAAAAUAACGAUAUCUGGACAGAGUGCUGGAGGGUCAUCUGUGGGAUUACAAUUAGUAAGUCAACGGAAUAAAGGUUUAUUUAGAGGUGCCAUUUUACAAAGUGGUACCUCAUUGGGUCAGGGCGCACAUCAAAACUAUGCAAGAUUCUACGCUUUCGAAUUAGGUCGAAGUUUGGAUCCAAGUUUCACUUCGGAUAAUUCAACGGAAUUACUGGAACUGUUGCAAAGGCAUCCUGCUUCCGACAUAAACGACAAUACAAUUACUGCUGCUGUUGGAAAAGAGACUGGAUUACUGGAAGGCCAAGGUUCAAUAUGGCUGCCUGUAAUUGAAGAUGCUAGUCUAGAAGGAGCACUCCUCACGGGUUUAUUUCAUGAGGACAUCAGAACGGGAAACAUAAACCAAGUUCCCAUAAUUAUUGGAUUUAACUCCGAGGAAGAACUAUCGUUUUUGAAGAGUGGUCCUUCAGUAGUUGAGGUGUAUGCGAAAUAUUUCGACAGUGAUUUAACAAACCUCAUCAGAAACCAGUUCAAUAUGACCAAAGAGAACAAACUGACAGCUGGCACUAGACUGAGACAAAUUUACACCGAUGGAACAUUCGAAGACGAUCCUGGGCAAGUAGUAAAGUUUUUAAGUGAUCACUCGUUUACAACCCCACUUAGUAGGCAUGCAAAGUUACAAUCCAACUAUACCGACGUUUAUAUGUACCAGUUUUCAUACAAAGGCAAUCUGGGAGAUAUGAAGGAUUUUGAAAUUGCAGGUGUUCGAGGUGUUGGUCACGGUGAAGAGUUGGGUUAUUUAUGGGACUCGCACCUUUCUGAUGGAUCAUCAGGAGAUGAUCCAGAAGAUAUUACGACUCGUCACCGUUUGUUAAUCCUGUGGUCAAACUUUGUCAAAUACUUAAACCCAACUCCAGAAGUGGACAGCUUCCUAGGUAACGUGACGUGGGAGAAAGUUAGUCCAAAUAAUUUGGUGUAUUUGAACAUCAACGAUACACUUGAAAUGCAGACGAAUCCUAAAGACUACCUCAAAUGGGAAAGAAUUAUAGACGUGUAUGCUAUAACUCCAUUGGUUAAUUACUAA
Molecule: messenger RNA, 1224 nt
Organism: Anoplophora glabripennis (Asian longhorned beetle)
Lineage: Eukaryota; Metazoa; Arthropoda; Insecta; Coleoptera; Cerambycidae
Product: venom carboxylesterase-6-like
Exons: 7
Coding region: 1-1224 (407 amino acids)
Source: RefSeq, a predicted model, not a curated record